Nomia melanderi (Alkali bee) is the source of this 582-nucleotide messenger RNA. Its product is annotated as sentrin-specific protease 8. Gene Ontology annotation, molecular function: cysteine-type peptidase activity; deNEDDylase activity. NCBI's taxonomy places the organism in Eukaryota, Metazoa, Arthropoda, Insecta, Hymenoptera, Halictidae. The record is from RefSeq and is a predicted model, not a curated record. Gene Ontology annotation, biological process: proteolysis; protein deneddylation.
AUGGCAAAAAAAAGUUCAGAUGAAAUUGUUUUAUGUUAUUAUGAUUGUGUGCUUAGAAGAAGCGAUGUAGCAUUAUUACAAGGAACACAAUGCCCAGAACUAACACAAUUGUUGAAACUGACUGAACCAUCUCAAUAUAAUAUCUUCUUGGAUUCUCUUAAUGCAUUAGAAUGCAAGUGUGUAUUCUUUCCUUUAAAUAAUUGCGAGAGUAGAGAAUCAGCAGGAGGAUCACAUUGGAGUUUAUUAUUAUAUUGCAAGGAAGAAAAAACAUGUUACCAUUUUGAUUCAUGUAAAGGUUGCAAUUAUGCUGCAAAAUUUGCAAGGAAUGUACUGAAUUAUAUGCUUGGCAACGAUGAGCCUAACAAGAAAUUUCUGGAGCCAAAUUGUCCACAACAAGACAAUGGAUAUGACUGUGGACUUUAUGUUUUGUGCUUAACAGAUAUAAUUACAGAAUAUGUUCUGAAAACUGGGAGAGUAAGUGGAUGUGACUACAGUCAAACUAAAAGUUUCGUUUCUAAGAAACGUGCACAAUUAUUGCACUUAAUAGAUGAGCUAAAACAUACAGAGAGUCUUAAACAAUGA